CCACACCACAAGAAACCAUGUUCACCAACAACUGGAACAUCUGUCAAGAAAACAAUUUGUUUGAUCUCAACUCUGCACCUCUUUCCCCCACCAAUGUGGGACAAGGUUGGGAUGAACUUCUUUCCAAAUCUGCCCCCAUGAGUCUUUCCACUAGUGCGGAUGACUUGAAAAUGCCACAAAGACCGUUUGCCACGGAAAACCCUCCUAUUCCGGAAGACCUUCAAUGUUAUUUUGAUAAUGAUAGCUUGUUCAGUAAUGGAGAAGCUUGUACGAGUUCUGAUACUUCUCGGACCAACAGUCCAACGGUCAAGGCCGAGACUCGCGACGAUGAACAUAUGAUCCCUCCAAUGUUCUCCUCUACUCUUUCUCAUAAAUUGGAAUCAAUUCAAAAAUCCAAUGACUUAACUCCGAAGUCCUUGGAAUCAAUUUUCAACACCAAGGAUAUCUUGAAGGAUGACUUUUCCACCAUCUACACUCCAACAUCCCGCAGAAGCAAGCUGAGCAGCACUGUCGGCGGCAGUAGCACCUCCACCUACAACCCCUCGGGGACCAUCACCAGAACAAACUCACAUCCAAACAUCUCCUGCACCUCCUCCACCUCCACCAUCAAUGAAAUCGAUAACCUUGCCAAGCCAAGAGUAUGCAAGAAAAGAGCACCUCGGAAAAGAUUGACCGACUCACAAAAGCAAGCGCACAACAAGAUCGAGAAGAAGUACAGAAUAAACAUCAAUGCCAAGAUUGCCGGUCUUCAAAAUAUCAUCCCCUGGGUGGCGUCCGAGAAGACGGCCUUUGAAACCGGCGGCAAUCCCGUUAAGGAGGAGCCCACGGAAGAAUUCGAAGUUCCGUGCAAUCGUCUCAACAAGUCAAUGAUCCUCGAGAAGGCCAUUGACUACAUCUUGCACUUGCAACAAGAGCAGAAGCGCGCCAACGAGGAAAUCGCCGCCCUUCGCCAGGAAAUACAACUUUUAAAAUAAUUUAUGGAGACUCAGGUAGUCGUCCGGUUGGGAUAUAUAGAUAGAGAGAACGUUCGUUAAUAGAAUAAUUUACAUUA
[Candida] anglica is the source of this 1051-nucleotide messenger RNA. The record is from the annotation of a GenBank genome assembly. Lineage: Eukaryota; Fungi; Ascomycota; Pichiomycetes; Serinales; Debaryomycetaceae.